Messenger RNA from Phymastichus coffea, 957 nucleotides. RefSeq lists its product as uncharacterized. NCBI's taxonomy places the organism in Eukaryota, Metazoa, Arthropoda, Insecta, Hymenoptera, Eulophidae. The record is from RefSeq and is a predicted model, not a curated record. The transcript has 4 exons. The coding region runs from base 20 to 412 and encodes 130 amino acids. Gene Ontology annotation, cellular component: membrane. Gene Ontology annotation, biological process: sensory perception of taste.
CAUACCCUCCGCGUUCUUGAUGCUCAUCACGGCAAUGUACGACAUCACUAAGCCCAUAUUCAUGAUGGAUCUAAAUGACAUUGAUUACAUCGACCUAUCCGUCAGCGUCUUCUACUUUCUGCAGUGUAUCUUGCCCCUGCUGAUAUUGACAACUACAGUCGCGUCGCUGACCAAAGAGAGUAGAAAAAUGGCUAGAACAGUAGAUGACUGUUUGGAGAUCAUUCAGGAUGAAAAAAUCAAGGAAACGCUCAGUCAAUUCUUCAAUUGCUUAUUGCAUACAAAUGUCAAAUUUACCGUAUUUGAUUGGUUCGCUUUGGAUGGUACAUUGUUGAUGUCGAUGACUGGUUCUAUUACUACUUAUUUGGUGAUAAUAUUUGAAUUCCAAAUGCAAGGCUAUUCAUCUUGCAACUGAUAUAUCGCACUAAUUGUUCUUAUAUAAACAAAUUUGAAAAGUUGUUGACAUUAAAUAUUUGUAAUCGUAAUUUUGAUUGCAGUGAAGCUUACUUGAAAUCCAGAUAUCAAGGAGAAAAGUAAUUUUGAUCCAUCACAGGAUAAAUAAAAAUCUAAUUCAAUUAAUUAUUCUUUUCAGUUAUAUCAAUUUUUUGAAGAUUUAAUAUGCAUGAAUUUUAAAUUCAGGAGUUUCGGUUAGAUUUCUCUGGAUGAUUGCCUGAUGUAAAUUACGCCGGCAAAUACAUUUAACAUAGUACAUAUUUUAUUUCUUGUUAAUAUUCUUUAAUUUCAUUUGUUGAAGAUAAUUGCAGUUUCAAUCACAACCAUUAUUUUUAAUUUAAAUACAACAUAGUGAAUUCGGCUCGUUACUGAACUAAAACAUACUUUUGCGUGUGAUAUUGCAAUUGUAAAUGUUUAUUCAUCAUAAAUAUAACUACUGUAUAAGAAUUCUGAAAAUUGUAUAUUUGAGGAUUGAUAUAAACACUCGUGCAAAUAAGUAUACCAAUA